AUGGGCCGCUCCUUCGGAGGUCGGGUACUGGCUGCGAUGACCCUAAUGGGCAUCCCGGCCGCGGUGCUGGUCGCGCUGGCUGCGCAGCUGCUGUUCCAGCUCCAGGCAGGGCGCGCGGAGCUGCGGGUCGUGCGCACCGACGGGCUGCAUCCGGAGCUGGACCCCGAUGCCGGGCUACCCGAAGCUGCUGCUGGGGCAUUGCUACCGCUGGCGACGGCGCUGGCCGCUCUGGCACAAGUCCUCGGGCUUAGCUGUUUGCUGCUCGCCGUGCUCUGCGGACACUUGGGCGCCGAGCUGGCACGCGGGCCGGGUCCCGGCAGGUCGGACUGGUUUCUCUAUGACUGCCGCCGCCUCAGGCACUCGGCGCUUGGCCUGUUCUGCUGUGAGGUCUCCGUCUACUUAGCAGCACUGGCCAUUUACGCCCUGCUGCUGUUUGAGAUCGAGGCGGGCGCAGCAGCUGCAUCCAUCCUGGGCUCAGGUGCCCUCAUCCUGGUGGCAAUAAUGACGCACACCCUGUUCCGGGCUGUUCAGGCUACUCGUCGUGGCCUCCGGGAGCUGUCCCCACCAUCCUUUGAAGAUGAGCCAGCCCAGCCUUCAGAAGACUCCAAAGCUGGUUGCAGAGCUCAGCCCCAGCAGGAUGAGGAAACGGAGACCCCAGUAGGGGCUGUGACUCACCAAGGGUCCCAUUUCUGAGCAUCAGAAUCUGAACUUGCACCCAGGUCUUGUGACCCCACUCCCAUGUUCCUGGAAGAAGGCUCAAGUCUUAGACUUCAACUCCCUGGCACUCCCUGGGGAGCAACCUAAGGCCAGGGGCAUUCAGGAAUGUCUGGUGUUUGGCUGUGGGUCCAAGGCUGAGUGUGUCUCCUUGCUGUGUCUUGGUUUCCUUAUCUGUAACAUGCAGACAGGGGAAGAGACACAGGAAGAUAUACAUAGUAGAUCCUCAAUUCACAUUA
Molecule: messenger RNA, 953 nt
Organism: Grammomys surdaster
Lineage: Eukaryota; Metazoa; Chordata; Mammalia; Rodentia; Muridae
Gene: Tmem221
Product: transmembrane protein 221
Exons: 4
Coding region: 1-693 (230 amino acids)
Source: RefSeq, a predicted model, not a curated record